Messenger RNA from Colletotrichum spaethianum, 1695 nucleotides. RefSeq names its product protein FMP42. Gene Ontology annotation, biological process: transmembrane transport. Gene Ontology annotation, molecular function: transmembrane transporter activity. Gene Ontology annotation, cellular component: fungal-type vacuole membrane. The transcript has 2 exons. The coding region runs from base 1 to 1695 and encodes 564 amino acids. Lineage: Eukaryota; Fungi; Ascomycota; Sordariomycetes; Glomerellales; Glomerellaceae. The record is from RefSeq and is a predicted model, not a curated record.
AUGUCGUUGAACCGCGUAGCAUCCGUCGAGACGUUCCAGUUCGUUCCUCAAGCGCAGGGCUCGAGACGAGGAAGCGAUGCCUCGAGUGUAAGGGCUGGAAGGCUGACCUUCAACCCCCUCCCCGACGAGUGGGAUCCCGCGGCGAACAGGCCCGACACCGUCCUCGCCGUCGGUGCUUUUGAAGUUCCGCAAUGGAAGAGAAUCCUCCAAGUCAUUGUUGCGGUAAUAUACUGCCUCUUCGCGGCCGGAGUCGCUUUCGGCUUCGCGGCGCUGAAGCCGGUCCUCAAGCGCGAAGGCGCCUACAGCGACAUAUGCUCCGCCGAUGACCCCGAUUCGGCCCCGGACGACACGUGCGUUGAGAUCCAUCUCAACCUGAUGUUCACGGUGGCAGCCGUCGGCACCAACAUCGCCGCUCUGCCGGUUGGUGCUCUGCUUGACCAUGCGGGGCCCCGCGUUUGCGGACUGGUGGGCAGCUUCUUCCUGAUCGUGGGCUCGCUCCUGAUGGCAUACGCCAAGAGCCUGCCAUUCGACGGGUUCCUCAUCGGAUACCUCGCGCUGGCGCUCGGCGGCCCGUUCACCUACAUCUCGUCCUUCCAGCUGUCCAACGCCUUCCCCAAGCACUCUGGGCUCAUCCUCGCCCUCUUGACGGGGGCCUUCGACGCCUCCAGCGCUCUGUUCCUCGUCUACCGUCUCAUCUACCAGGCGACCGAGGGCACCUUUGGCCACGAAAGCUUCUUCAAGGUGUACCUGGUCGUCCCACUUCUCAUCAUCGUCGCCCAGUUUGCGUUGAUGCCCAAGCAGUCGUACAAGACGGUGGGGGAGCUGGUCGAGCUGCAGGAGGAGACGGUCGCGGCGAACGACGCCGACCUGGAGCCGUACGACGACCAGGUCGACGAGAACACGGCGCUCCUGCGAGAGGAGCGCCGCCAGCGCGAGACCGUCGUCGCCGACAUUGAGCAGCUCCUGGGCACCCAGAAGGCGGACAAGCAGAACCGCCGGGAGGAGGAGAAGAAGAACGAGACGUCGGGCGUCUGGGGCGUGAUGCACAACCGCACCGCGCUGCGGCAGAUCGCCUCGCCGUGGUUCGUCCUCAUUUGCAUGUUCACCGUCAUCCAGAUGCUCCGCAUCAACUACUUUGUCGCCACCAUCCGCGCCCAGUACGAGGUCAUCUUUGGCGACCACGACAAGGCCGUCGAGAUCAACAACUUCUUCGACGUCGCCCUGCCGGUGGGGGGCAUCCUCUCCAUCCCCUUCAUCGGCGUGCUGCUCGACCACACCAGCACCGUCACCGUGCUCGCCGCCCUCGUCACCAUCGCCACCACCAUUGGCGUCCUGGGCGUCAUAAACAACAUGUGGGCGGCGUACCUCCAGGUCUGCCUAUUUGUGCUGUACCGCCCGUUCUACUACACCGCCGUCUCCGACUACAGUGCCAAGGUCUUUGGCUUCGAGACCUUUGGCACCGUCUACGGCACCAUCAUCUGCCUGUCGGGCCUGUUCAACUUCUUGCAGUCCGGGCUCGACGUCUUGUUCCACCAGACCUUUGGCGGCGACCCCGUGCCGGUCAACGUCAUUCUGCUCUCGGCCGGCUUCGCCGUCGGCGUCAUGCUCGUCGGGUACGUGGCGCUCAAGGCCCGGAGGUUGAAGCGCAAGAUGCUGGAGCAGGAGGCCGAGGCCAUGGCCGGAUUCCACAACUGA